CAUAAUACCCAGGGACUUGCGAGUUGAUCCGGUUGGCUAUUUUUCUCCACCGCCCCGCUCUCAACCUCUUCAAACCACAACAACGAAUACCAGCAAGAUGGUCUACCCUGGAAAGAGGAGCACCGGCUGCAUGAGGUGCCGUAAGCGGAAGGUCAAGUGUGACGAGGGCCGGCCGACCUGUGAGCGGUGCAAGAAGUACGGCCGCGAAUGUCCAGGCUAUGACAAUCGCCUCAUCAUCCGGUUCGAGAACCAACAUCGCAGUCCCAAUACCAUCCCGGAUUCUGGGAGGAAUCAAAACCGCCUUCCGGAUGGAGGCCAUUCGGCUCUCGACGACGCUGGUCUUUCCCCUGCCCUUUCGUCACCCGCUGCAUCCAGCGCAGCGACAUCUACUUGGUCCCUUGAACCUCCUUGGGAGGAUGUGGCCGUUGCUCAUUUCUUCGACCAACACGUCAUAGAGCCUAGAUUGGGUUCCUUAGGGCAUCUCGAAUUUCUCCCCGGCCUGUACCAUAAUUCGCCAGCCGAUUCAUGUCUGAGGACAUCACUCAACGCUGUGGCGAAUUUGUCGCUGUACUAUUCUUCUAAAUCUCCCCCGCUCCAAAUAAACGCCCGUCGCCUUCAUCACGAAGCCUUGCUCUCUAUGAAUUCGACGUUGCAGAACCCAGACGAAAGUUCAUUGGAUGAUACUCUGGCGGCUGCCAUGCUCCUCAGUCUCUUCGAGGAUAUUGAUGGAGCCAGGCCAGGAGUUAGCAACUCCCAUAUCUCGGGAAUGGUGUCACUGGUACAACUUAGAGAGAAGAUUGGGCCCCCUGCUGACCCAAACAGAUCUCUCUAUGGGUGGGCUUACACUCAAAUCCUCUUCCAUUCCAUCAUAGAUCAAUACAUACACCUAAACGCCAGGUGGGUUCCGCUCUGCGGAAUAGCAGAAGAAGACUAUCUUACCCAGCUCUCUGGCAUGAGCUCACGCAUGGUGCGGUUUUGUUACGCGGUCAGAGAUACCUGCGCCGCAAUUAACCAGCUAAACCGGGACGCAGGCAGUGAGUUAGCCAAGGCAUCGUUGCUCGCAAUCCUGCAAGACGUCAUUAUGAUUCAAAGCAACCUUGACACCUUGACGCAUUCCGUACCCGAAACCUUGAAACCUCGACAACUCAGUGGCAUUGAUGACGCUCGAGUCUACUCUUCCCGAUGGACCGCGUGCUUUUGGUCCCUGCAAUACUGCAGUUUUGUUUUGUUCUACACUCAAGUUGCCGUUUGCUGUAAGAAACUUCUCACCUUUGAUCUGUCCGACGACCGCUCAGAAAAGCAAAUGGCAAAUGCCACACUCACCAUGGCGGAAAGCAAUGUCAAAAGUUUUCUGCAUAGCAUAUCUUCCAAUAUCCCAUUUGCCCUUGGGGAAAUCGACGGUGAAGGCAACAGGCAAGCUGUGCCAGAGUACAAAUCGGGCAGUGGAUAUUUGCUCAUCUGGCCGUUGUCAUUGUUAGGCCGGUGCGUUUACUCGACAUCUGAGCAGAAGAUGGUUGCGAACAGGGCAUUGAGGGUCGUCGGGUCGUCAAUGGGGAUCCGGUUGGCGGAUUGGGUUGCAAAAAGGCCACAUUCCUUUGCCUUGUUUUGAAGGGUAAGGGAAACAAUUUGCAGCGACUUGAGUCACCCUGCGAAUUGCGCAGCUUGAGUAUUUGAACGAGGCUGAGAAGUGGGAACCUUGGGUUUUCUUACUUGGUUCGGCGGUUGUCACUUGUUCAACACCACGCAGUCGCGGAGGAAAUCCUCGCGAAUAUAGGUCAAAAAUGAAUUAAAAAAUCACCUGUU
This is a messenger RNA of Ilyonectria robusta, 1803 nucleotides long. RefSeq lists its product as uncharacterized. Bases 98 to 1609 code for a protein of 503 amino acids. Gene Ontology annotation, biological process: regulation of DNA-templated transcription. Gene Ontology annotation, molecular function: zinc ion binding; DNA-binding transcription factor activity, RNA polymerase II-specific. The record is from RefSeq and is a predicted model, not a curated record. NCBI's taxonomy places the organism in Eukaryota, Fungi, Ascomycota, Sordariomycetes, Hypocreales, Nectriaceae. The transcript has 4 exons.